Penicillium riverlandense is the source of this 1815-nucleotide messenger RNA. Its product is annotated as lysine--tRNA ligase KRS1. The transcript has 3 exons. Bases 1 to 1815 code for a protein of 604 amino acids. The record is from RefSeq and is a predicted model, not a curated record. NCBI's taxonomy places the organism in Eukaryota, Fungi, Ascomycota, Eurotiomycetes, Eurotiales, Aspergillaceae. Gene Ontology annotation, cellular component: cytoplasm; cytosol. Gene Ontology annotation, molecular function: ATP binding; tRNA binding; lysine-tRNA ligase activity. Gene Ontology annotation, biological process: lysyl-tRNA aminoacylation.
AUGACGGAUUCCAACCCCGUGAAGGAGGCUGAGGCCUCCAUGGCCAACCUUUUGCUCGACGAGGUCACCGGCGAGAAGGUGUCCAAGUCUGAAUUGAAGCGCCGCCAGAAGGUCCGCGAGAAGGAGGCCAAGAAGAAGGAGAAGGAGGCUGCUGCUCCUCCCAAGGCCGAGAAGAAGGUGUCUGCGGAGGAGGAGGAGGCGAACCUGACUCCUAACCAAUACUUCGAAAUCCGCUGCAAGAAGAUCAACAAGCUCUGCGAGACCAAGAACCCGGACCCGUACCCGCACAAGUUCCAGGUCACCAACGACCUGCGCGAAUUCCUCAAGGAGUACGACGGCCUUGCCAAGGGCGAGCAGAAGCCGGACGUUCCCAUUCGUAUCGCCGGUCGUAUCUACACUAAGCGUACCUCCGGCGCCAAAUUGAUCUUCUACGAUAUCCGUGCCGAGGGCGUCAAGGUCCAGGUGAUGUGCCAGGCUCAAAAUGCGGCUGGGAGCGUGUCGUUUGAGGACCAGCACGAGCACCUGCGGAGAGGCGAUGUUAUCGGUAUUGUUGGUUUCCCCGGCCGCACCAACCCCAAGAACCGCGACGACGGCGAGCUGUCCAUCUUCGCCUCCGAGGUCAUCCUCCUAGCGCCGUGCCUGCACGCCAUCCCCUCCGAGCACUACGGCUUCCAGGACAAGGAGCUGCGUUUCCGCCAGCGCUACCUGGAUUUGAUCAUGAACGACCGCUCGCGCAACAUCUUCCGCACCCGUGCCAAGAUCGUGUCCUACAUUCGCAACUACUUCGACAGCCGUGAUUUCACCGAGGUCGAAACCCCCAUGAUGAACGCCAUUGCCGGUGGCGCCACGGCCAAACCCUUCGUCACACACCACAACGACCUGGACAUGAACCUGUUCAUGCGCGUUGCGCCCGAGCUGUACCUGAAGAUGCUGAUUGUCGGCGGUCUCGAGCGUGUGUACGAGCUGGGCCGGCAAUUCCGCAACGAGGGCAUUGACCUCACGCACAACCCGGAGUUCACCACCUGCGAGUUCUACUGGGCCUAUGCCGAUGUGUAUGAUGUGAUGAACUUGACAGAGGAGCUGGUCUCAGGCCUCGUGAAGCACGUCACCGGUGGCUACGAGACUACGUUCCACACCCAGUCCGGCGAGGAGUACAACGUGAACUGGAAGGCGCCCUGGCGGCGAGUGGAGAUGAUCCCUGCGCUGGAGGAGGCGUGCGGCGAGAAGUUCCCACCGGGCGACCAGCUGCACACGGAUGAGACGAACGAGUUCCUCAAGCGUAUGCUCAAGAAGAUGAACGUGGAGUGCCCGCCGCCUCUGACCAACGCGCGCAUGCUGGACAAGCUGGUUGGCGAAUUCAUCGAGGAGACUUGCGUCAACCCGACCUUCAUCACUGGCCACCCGCAAAUGAUGUCGCCGCUGGCCAAGUACCACCGCAAGAACCCUGGUCUGUGCGAGCGAUUCGAGGCGUUCGUCUGCAAGAAGGAGAUCGUCAAUGCCUACACCGAGUUGAACAACGUGUUCGAGCAGCGUCUGCGCUUCGAGGAGCAGGCUCGGCAGAAGGAGCAGGGUGACGACGAGGCCCAGCUGAUCGACGAGACCUUCUGCAACUCUCUCGAGUACGGUCUCCCCCCGACGGGUGGUUGGGGUAUGGGCAUCGACCGUCUGGUCAUGUUCUUGACGGACAACUACAGCAUCAAGGAGGUGCUAGCCUUCCCCAUGAUGAAGGAUGAUUUGACCAAGUCCGAUCACAAGCUUGCUGCCGAGGUCGCUGGCGUUGAGCCCCAGCCCGAGGAGGGAAUCCCCCACAAAUAA